GCGCCUCCUGCCAUUAACACCAGAUCCUAAUCCGCCAUUAAUGCCGCUAACCAGAGCUCGAGAUCAGAGGACGAGAGGUGCGCGCGCGCGGCGCGACCACGACACGCGCCCCCUUUUAUAAGCGCACGCCGCCCACGGCUCGGGUUCUCCUUCCGUCUGCUGCUGUCACUGGCGCCGCGCGUCCGUGAGCUGAGCUCGGCGGCGCGUACGUACGCACCGGCGCACCGGAGGGGAUGCUCACGUGCAUCGCGUGCUCGAAGCAGAAGCUCGCCGGCGGCGUCAGGCCGCCGCUGCACGAGCCGCCGGAGGAUGAGGAUGUCGUCGACGGCGGCGUCGGAGCAGCGACGCCCAGCACGCGGCAUGCUAUCAAGGCGCUCACCGCUCAGAUCAAGGACAUGGCGUUGAAGGCGUCGGGCGCGUACCGGCACUGCAAGCCCUGCGCCGGCUCGUCGGCGGCGGCCUCGCGGCGGCACCACCCGUACCACCACCGCGGCGGCAGCGGCUUCGGGGGCUCGGACGCCGGCUCGGGCUCCGAGCGCUUCCACUACGCGUACCGUCGCGCCGGGAGCUCAGAGGCCUCGACGCCACGGUUGCGCAGCGGCGGCUGCGCUGCCCUGUCAAGCGGGGACGCCACGCUGUCCAUGAGUGCGCGCACCGACUUCCCCGCCGGAGACGAGGAGGAGGACGAUGAGAUGGCGUCAGAAGGCGGUGGCUCUGGCGGCAAGGAGGGGGACGCGAAGGAGUGGGUGGCGCAGGUGGAGCCCGGUGUGCUCAUCACCUUCGUCUCCCUGGCGCAAGGUGGCAACGACCUCAAACGCAUUCGAUUCAGCCGCGAGAUGUUCAACAAAUGGCAAGCACAAAGGUGGUGGGCUGAAAAUUACGACAGAGUUAUGGAGCUUUACAAUGUUCAGAAGUUUAACCAAACUGUUCCUCUCCCUGCUACUCCAAAAUCUGAAGAUGAGAGCUCCAAGGAAGACAGCCCAGUAACACCGCCACUGGACAAGGAGCGACUGCCUCGCACUUUCCACAGACCAAUGUCAGGUGGUGGAGCCAUGGGCUACUCUUCAUCAGAUUCUCUUGAGCAUCACUCAAAUCGCUACAAUAAUGGCCACCACCACCACCACCAUGGACACCAAUGCUGUGACUCAGUGGGGCUGGCAUCAACGCCAAAGUUGUCAAGUAUCAGUGGAGCCAAGACAGAAACCUCAUCGAUGGAUGCAUCAAUGAGGACAAGCUCGUCUCCUGAAGAGGUUGACAGAUCUGGUGAGCUAUCGGUGUCCAUCAGCAAUGCAAGCGACCAAGAGAGGGAGUGGGCAGAGGAAGAUGAGCCUGGUGUAUAUAUUACCAUCCGGGCUUUGCCUGGUGGCAUCAGGGAACUUCGUCGCGUCAGGUUCAGCCGGGAGAUGUUCAGCGAGAUGCAUGCCAGGCUAUGGUGGGAAGAGAACCGAGCGAGGAUACACGAACAGUACCUCUGAGCGGAAACACCCGUCAGAACAACACAGGAAGCUGCUGCUUCAGUUGAGCUGAUCCAUGCUUGUACAUCUGGCACUAACACUUCUUAUCUCUGGGCUGAUUGUGUAUUAUUUCGACCUUUGUUUGGCGUUUCUACUAACCCAGGAUCCCUUUUCCCGGUAAUUUACAUGUUCUUUUAAUCUUUUCACGGUUUUGUCUUUAGUUUGGACAGGAACUUUGUGCGAGCAACUCAGUUACCUCACAAAGGUGUUUUAGCUUAGGAAAAUAAUGUAUCUCUUUGCUCCUGAACAUGUAGUUUCCGGCACGAAAGGUGUUUUUCUAUUGUCAUGGAUAUCUUCAAUUAUACUACUAAUCAGUUGCUUUC
Molecule: messenger RNA, 1837 nt
Organism: Phragmites australis (common reed)
Lineage: Eukaryota; Viridiplantae; Streptophyta; Magnoliopsida; Poales; Poaceae
Product: protein Brevis radix-like 1
Exons: 5
Coding region: 234-1475 (413 amino acids)
Source: RefSeq, a predicted model, not a curated record